Molecule: messenger RNA, 2278 nt
Organism: Anopheles maculipalpis
Lineage: Eukaryota; Metazoa; Arthropoda; Insecta; Diptera; Culicidae
Product: protein regulator of cytokinesis 1-like
Exons: 5
Coding region: 4-2277 (757 amino acids)
Biological process (GO): microtubule cytoskeleton organization; mitotic spindle midzone assembly
Cellular component (GO): spindle; cytoplasm; mitotic spindle midzone
Molecular function (GO): microtubule binding
Source: RefSeq, a predicted model, not a curated record
AUCAUGAUGGAGUCAGCAACACCCAUGGCGGAUGAUGAUCCAUUCCAAAAAAUACAUUCACAGUUGCGAAACAUCUGUACCGUCGGCUUCAAUCGGAUGCAUGUACUGUGGAGCGAAAUGUUCGAAAGAAACAUUUGCCUGGAUUACUGCGAACGGUUGCCGGAUCAUAUGAUGUCAUUUUUCGAGGAAGUGUACGAAGAAAGCUUCCAGCGAAAGCAACGGUUCGUGGAGGAAAUUGCCCAGCUCAAGCAGGAGGCACUAAACUUGCAACGUUUGCUUGGCGAACAGACUCCGUGUUUGCCGCCGGGUACCGAAACGAAACCGCUGCUCGAGCAACGUUCCACAUUGGAUGCAAGCCUCGAAAAGAUGAGACAGGCGCUGAGCAAAAGGCAUGAAAUAAUCGAUGAAUAUAUGCUCGAGAUGGAAACGUUGUGCGAAGAGCUUAGCGAAGAGCCGAAAAUACUGUCGAAAGAUCCGCUACCAACAGAGCACGAGCUGACCGAGUUUCGCUCCUUUUUGGAUCACCUGAUGGCGGAAAAGAUGCAGCGCUUGGAUGAGAUUGCAAACCUUCGACGGGAAACGAAGCGGCUCAUGGGUUACCUGGAAACGGUUCCACUCACCGAUGAGCAGCAGCGCCUACUGAAUGCACGCAAGUUUCCACCAACACGCGCCAACAUGUAUGGGCUGCGUAUGCUGCACGAAGAUACGGUUGCUCAGUACGAAAGCCUGAAGCAACACAUAGACGAUGUGCGCCGCAAGCUAGAACGGUUGUGGCAAUGUCUCGAAACCGAUCCGGCCGUGGUACGGAAGUUCGGCAAGCUAACCUCCUACACCCAGACCACCUUCGACCGACUGUUUGCCGAGCACGAUCGGUGCGAAACGUUGCGGCGCGAAAAUAUGAAAGCGUUCGUAGAGCGCACCCGAUUCGAAAUCACCGAAUGGUGGGAACGAUGCAUGAAGUCGGCGGAUGAGCGGGCCCGCUUUAGCACCUUUCACUCGGAAGAAUUCAACGACGACACGCUGAAGCUGCACGAGCUCGAACUGGCAAGCUUGAAGGAAUUUUACCAUGAGAACGAACCCAUCUUCCAGAUGGUGCACCAGCGCCAGGAGAUGUGGGAUCGCAUGCUGGCGCUCGAGAACAAAUCGAACGAUCCUACCCGUUACAACAACCGGGGCGGUAAGCUGCUCGAUGAGGAAAAGGAACGGCGCCGGAUCAGUUGCCAGCUGCCGAAAAUUGAAGCCAAGCUGCUGGAAGCCUGCCAACGGUACGAAGAAGAAAAUGGGCGCAAAUUUACGGUGUACGGUACACCGGUGCAGGACGUGAUCGAGCAGCAGUGGAAGCAGCGCGAAGAAAGCAAACAUCAGAUUUCGAGCGCUCGGAAGAAAGCGAACGGUUUGCUUGGCAUUUCAACCGUUGGGCGGACACCGGGACGGGGCGGUGAAUCGAUGAUCAAAUCAUCCUCCAUUAGGUGCAACAAUCGUUCGCGGCUGGUGGCCGGUAGUGGUGGUUCGGCCAUGAAAGCACCAGUGACACCGCUGAUCGCACGAUCGGUAACGAAAUCGGGUCCAUGGUUAAAGCGUAAGCUGGCUACACCGACGAACAGUACCGGUACGCUGAACGUAAAGCGAUCGUUGCUACGGGAGCUAAACAGUCCGGUGCUCGCCAAUCGUACGGCCAACGGAACGAAGCUUACGAUCGCGAAGGCAGCACCGGGGAAAAUACCGGCGAUUAAGGUGUACGACAGCAAGGCGGGAGGAUCGGUCGCACAGAAGAGGCGAUCUCGCCGAAAGUCACAAAGCAAACGACGCAGCGUAUCGCUCGCUAAGGUCCCGUCGGUUAUUGUAAGCUCGACCGAAGGAUCCAUCAUGCAGGAGUCGGUGUGCUAUGAAAAGAUUGAGAACUUCUUCGACAACAACGUCCCGAAUCGGUCGUCGGUCGUGCCCGAGAAGCUACAGGCGCGCCGCAUUACCCGGCUGCAGCAUCACCGAAUGGCUGAAUCGUUGCUCAAACUACCAACGACCGAUAGCAGUUUUACCGAGGGCGAGGAAAACAUUGAACCGAUCGCUUCCGCACCACUUCCACCGAUGUGUACUGGAGCUGUUGGUGUCCCUGCUAGCUUUUCCCACUCACCUGCCGCCUCUUCCACCCUGCUGCUACGGUCACCCGGUGUCGUCGGUACGAGCCACUCGACAUCGAUCGCUGGCAAUAGUACGCGGCUCGGUGCUGGUUCUAGGCGGCUAAAGCCAGCCACUAAAAAUUGUCCCAUCAUAUUCUAGC